AGCAUAAACUCAAACCCCAAAUAGCCAAACAGCAAAUAUGUACAGAAAUCAAAAGGCAAGAGCAAUUCUUCUUACUGCUACCAAACUGUUGAUGAUUCUAUUAUGUGCUGGCUGGAUUUCUCUCUGGCUCUUAAAACCAACAGAUCUUUGGACAAAAAAAUGGCAUCUUGCUGAAAAUAGUGCCCGAGCCUCUCUAUUUGGAUAUUAUGGUCUCAACUUUGUAGUCUAUACUUUUCCUGUUAUUGUUCUUGUUAUCAUUGGACUAGUUUACUUAAAUAACAAACCCUCCAAUCCACAAACUUUCAGACAAACAAAGUUCUCAACUUUUUCGAAUGCUCUCUCAAACCCACUUGUUGUGAACAAUUAUUUGGGUAUUUUAUCUGGAAUUGAGCUUCUGGGUAUUGCUUUAUUUCUCCUCUUCCUGGCUUGGACAUUCUAUGCUAGAAUUUCUAAAGAUUUCAGAAAGUUGCUACCUGUUGAAUCACUCAACUUGAAGAUAUGGGAACUCAAGUAUUUAAGAAUAGCCACAAGGUUUGGCUUGCUAGCAGAGGCUUGUUUGGGUCUACUUCUUCUGCCUAUCUUGAGAGGGUUGGCUCCAUUUCAGCUAAUUGGCAUUCAAUUUGAAGCUUCAGUGAAAUAUCAUGUUUGGCUUGGAACUGCAAUGGUGUUAUUUGGCACCUUCCAUGGCAUAAGCACCUUGUUCAUCUGGGGGAUCAGCAACAAUAUUCAAGAUCAGGUGUGGAAAUGGCAAAACACCGGCCGGAUUUACAUUGCCGGGGAGAUUACUUUGAUUACAGGAUUAGUGAUUUGGAUCACUUCCUUGCCUCAGAUAAGGAGGAGAAAGUUUGAGAUCUUCUACUAUACACACCAUUUGUACAUUGUUUUUUUUGUAUUCUUCUUGUUUCAUGCUGGAGAUAGACAUUUUUACAUGGUGUUUCCUGGAUUGUUUCUCUUUGGCAUUGAUAAGAUCCUCCGAAUCAUUCAAUCGAGAAUUGAAACUUGUGUCGUGUCUGCUCAAAUCCUCCCAUGCAAAGCUGUGGAGCUAACUCUGCCAAAAGAUCGAAGGCUGAAGUAUAAACCAACUAGUGUUGUGUAUGUGAAGAUACCAAGGAUUUCUAGAUUUCAAUGGCAUGCUUUCAGCUUGAUUUCCAGCUCGAAUGUUGAUGAUGAAACAAUGUCGAUUGUUGUUAAAUGUGAUAAGUCAUGGACAAGGUCUUUAUAUGACGUGAUAAGCACAGAGCGAGAGGGAGAAUCAGAUCAGUUGAAGUGCAUCUCCAUUGCAAUUGAGGGCCCUUAUGGACCUUCCUCCAUGGACUUCCUAAGAUAUGAUCACUUGCUUCUAAUUGCUGGUGGAAUUGGAAUAACCCCUUUUUUGAGCAUUUUACAAGAGAUCAAUUCUAUGCAAAACAGUAGUCGAUUCAAAUGCCCUGCAAGAAUACAACUUAUACAUGUCAUGAAGAACUCCCAAGACAUUUCGCUACUCAACUCGAUCUUACCUUUACUACUGAACCAUUCGAACAAGAAAAUGAAUUUGCAGCUUAAAGUAUUUGUGACACAAGAAGUACAGUCUGGUGCAACUGUUGUAGAAUUGCUAAACAAGUUCUCUCAAAUGCAAACCAUACAAUCAAGCACUAAAUGUUCAAGCUAUGCAGCACAAGGACUUGAAAGCUUCAACUGGAUGGCUGCAAUUACUGGAUUAACAUCUAUCGUGUUCCUCAUCACCUUGAUCAUCUUCAACCAUAUUGUCAUUCCAACCAAGACAGCCUCUAAAAAGACGAAAGAUAGAACUCCAUCUUGGAUCUCAGAUCUACUUCUGAUGUCUUCCUUUACUUUAGCUAUCUUAUCUGGUGCAGUCGUUGGGAUUGUUUUAAGAUGGCGAAGAUUGAAGAAAGAAAAUCUAGCACUCAUCCAAACCAAAACCGGAACACAAAAUGCAAUUCCAAGUUCAGUAGUAAGAGGAAGUAGACAGGAAGAACAUGAAAUAUACUACGGAGGAAGGCCUAACUUCAAAGAGAUAUUUUCAAAUAUCAAACACGAAGACGAGGGAACUGAAAUCGGCGUGAUCAGCUGUGGACCGGAGGCGAUGAACGUGUCUGUAGCAUCAACAUGUAAGCAAAUUUCACAAGGUUUAAGGAAAGACUCAAAGAAAAAGAAACCACAAUUCAUUUUCCAUUCCCUCAACUUUACACUUUGAUGGAGAGUAGCCAAAGUAGAAGACAGAAUGAAGCUGCAGCCCAACAGAAAAUAUAUUUCUUCACUAAGAAGAUGUUUUUAAGCACUUAGAAUAAAGAAAACACAUUAUACUCCUCGGCAUCAAAUGUCAAAACCUUUUCAUUUAAAGAAAUAGCGAGAUUUCGAACAAAAUUUUACUCCAUCUCUAUCAAGCAAGCUUUCUUUAGUACGUACAAGUGACUUUUGUUUUCUAAAAGCUUGAUUUUAAUGGUAUCAUUUUGUAAUUACAUAUACUUUUUAAGUUCAUUUAUGAAGCAAAACCUCCUAGUUUGGGAGUCCCUCUUUGUUUGAUUUA
Molecule: messenger RNA, 2527 nt
Organism: Cucumis melo (muskmelon)
Lineage: Eukaryota; Viridiplantae; Streptophyta; Magnoliopsida; Cucurbitales; Cucurbitaceae
Product: ferric reduction oxidase 8, mitochondrial
Exons: 8
Coding region: 38-2194 (718 amino acids)
Cellular component (GO): plasma membrane
Molecular function (GO): oxidoreductase activity
Source: RefSeq, a predicted model, not a curated record